AUGGAUCGCAACGUGAAGAGUCUCAAGGAACUGAUCGCUCUUCACGGCGAGAUAUACGGCCAUGAUGUGCUGCCUGUGCUCACGUUCAUGGAGCAAAGCCCAUCUCCUGCUACCGGACCUCCUAUCGUCAAUGCACCAUCGGUCACCCAAGCACCUCCAGUUCCAGUCGCCACCGCCACAGCCUCGAACGCAGUCGUUGUCACUGCAAGCGUACCCCCUGACACUAACUCCGAGUCCGCUGUAUCUGAAGACACUGAGUCUGACUUCGCCGUCCCCGACGACAUCAGCUCCGUUGGCUCUCGCAGCGACUCGUUCUACUUCGGCCACGAAACUUCUGAUGCAGCAUCCGACACUUCGUCUUCGCCAACCAUCAUCGGCGACUCCGCCUCUGUUCACUCCCCAACCGACGAGAGCUCCGAGACGGAGGCUCAUCAGCGUGCUAUGCGCCACAUCGAGAUGGCGAAGCGUGUGGGCAACCGGGUGAGGCUCUACAAGCAUUUGGAGAGUCUCGUCACGUCCUGGAUCGAGCGACAAGCAUCGGAAGUGAUGCAACCUGAAGAGCUCGAGAGAAGCCGCUCGGUUCGUGGCCUCUAUCGCCGCAUCAACCGCAUCUUCGACCCGCGUCUCAGACCCAUUCGGAUCCCACAGAUCAUCAUCCAGAUCUGGGCCGAUGUCCUUCAGCUUCGAUUCGACGUUGCCGAGGAGUACAUCCGGGAGCAGAUGCUCCACCCAUCACCCGAGCUCGAGGCGGCCAAUGGUCGCCAUGACUACUUCCGGGAGACCUCGCUCUGGGGCCUGGGCAAGCUCAACCAGUACUAA
Messenger RNA from Zasmidium cellare ATCC 36951, 819 nucleotides. RefSeq lists its product as uncharacterized. NCBI's taxonomy places the organism in Eukaryota, Fungi, Ascomycota, Dothideomycetes, Mycosphaerellales, Mycosphaerellaceae. Bases 1 to 819 code for a protein of 272 amino acids. The transcript is spliced from 4 exons. The record is from RefSeq and is a predicted model, not a curated record.